Kockovaella imperatae is the source of this 1654-nucleotide messenger RNA. RefSeq lists its product as hypothetical. Gene Ontology annotation, molecular function: iron ion binding; trimethyllysine dioxygenase activity. The transcript has 7 exons. Gene Ontology annotation, cellular component: mitochondrion. The record is from RefSeq and is a predicted model, not a curated record. The coding region runs from base 172 to 1581 and encodes 469 amino acids. Gene Ontology annotation, biological process: carnitine biosynthetic process. NCBI's taxonomy places the organism in Eukaryota, Fungi, Basidiomycota, Tremellomycetes, Tremellales, Cuniculitremaceae.
CUUGUAGCAUGAUCAUAGGCAGCAGGCGGUUCAUAAUUGCGGAUCCGACGGUUAUCAUCGGCAGGGAUCUCACCAGGUACGCGUGCUCGGCCUUUCGGACCUUGUUCCAUUACUGCAUUGUCUUCAUACUGGGACUGCUCUCAUAACAGCUGAUAGAGUCUGUCUGUCCGGAUGUCCUUCAGGUCUGGGUCAAUAGGUCUGCUACGGGCAGCUAGCUCCAGGAUCUGCACCGUACAAUGUGGGCAUACUCAAGUUUUUGGGCCUACAGCUCGGCUCUACACCACCCGUUCAAGUCUUUCUGUACCAAGCUCCCGAGCCUCAGCAGGCAGAUCCGGCUCUAUGACAGCGAUUUCACUCGAACGGAGACACUACGCAAGCAAGAGAGACAACUAUCCGCCCAAAGUGUCUCUAAAGAACAAUGUAGUCGAUGUUGAGCAUCGAGGUAGAUCCCUCAAACUCUCAGCAGCGUACCUACUCGAUCACUGUCGAUGUUCCAAAUGCUCUCACGCGAAGACGAAACAGAGAUUAAAAACACUAUCCGAGGUCGACCCAAACGUCUUCAUAUCCGAGCUCACGCCAUCCUCGGAUGGUAUAACUGUCCAGUGGCAUGGUCAAGAUGGACAUACUGCACUGUUCCCCUGGAGGUUUUGGGCCCGAUUGGUGGAAGCUCAAUCACCUCAGAUCAGCAGUAAGAUACUCUGGGAUAACAAGAUAGCGUCCAAGCCUCCGUCCAUAGAUUAUGAGAGGCUGAUGCCAUCUUCUGCUGGUGAGGAAGAGGCGGAAAAGGCGGUUUUGGAGUGGAUCAGCAAAGUGGACCAAUACGGCUUCUGCUUCGUCAAUGGAGUUCCAGCUACCCCAGAAGCCACGGAGGAACUCAUCAAUCGAAUAGGCACCAUUCGACAGACGCAUUAUGGGGGCUUUUGGGACUUCACAGCCGACAUGUCUCUGGGAGACUUGGCCUACAGUUCUCAACAAUUGCCAGCGCAUACCGAUUCGACCUACUUCACUGAUCCAUCCGGCUUGCAAAUCUUUCAUCUCUUGUCCCAUCCUCCGCCCGGAGAAGGAGGCCAUACAUUGCUCGUUGACGGGUUCAAAGCGGCUCUUCAGCUAGAACACGAUCAGCCAGGGAUGUAUCAGACUCUAUCGACCGUGCCUGUGCCUCACCAUGCUUCUGGAAACCAGGGGCUCAUGUACAGGACAUGUCGACCGGUUCUGACCGUUACGCAUGAAGAAGGAGACGAGAGCUUGGAAAUGGUGAGGUGGAAUAACGAAGAUCGAGGUGUAUUGGUUGAUAGAGAUGGAUGGGAUGAGGAAUCGACAGUGGAAGUCUGGUACGAAGCGGCGAGAGAGUUUGAGAGGAUAUUGCGGAGUAGAGAGAAUGAGUAUUGGGUGAAGUUGCAACCUGGGACAGUCUGUGUGAUUGACAAUUGGCGAGUGUUACAUGGUCGAUCAUCAUUCACGGGCUCAAGGCGAAUGUGCGGCGCAUACGUCGGAAGGGAUGAUUGGAGAUCCCGUCUGUGGACUUUGCAGAGACGGUUCAGCAAUACCCAAAAAGAUGACCUGUGGGACUUUGGAUGGUAGCUUAGUCCUCGGUCACUCGUCAUCAUCACCAGUCCAAUCAUUUCCUUUAGUCAUCAUGAUGCAUUAUCUAAGU